Messenger RNA from Amoebophrya sp. A120, 193 nucleotides. The record is from the annotation of a GenBank genome assembly. NCBI's taxonomy places the organism in Eukaryota, Dinophyceae, Syndiniales, Amoebophryaceae.
CAGCCGCCUGCCGGCUCGCUUUGCCCCCGGCCCGUUCGUUCCGCGCCACCGGCGCAGGCGGUGCGUUUGGGAUCUAUUUGGUGGCGCCCCGCCUGCAGCCGAGCGGCUAGCUACGCAUCAAUGUCUUUCCAGAAGCAGCGCCAGCUCCGUGUGUGGGCGAGUGAAUUGCUGGCGCAAAGAGUAAGGAGCACGG